CUUAAAUUUCCAAAAGAUUUUCUGUAUGGAGUUGCAACUUCGGCUCCUCAGUCUGAAGGUGCGGUAAUGGCAGACGGAAGAGGUCCGAGUAUUUGGGAUAGUUAUGCGCAUUUGACAAAUAUGUUACCCAAACAAGAUCGUGAUGCGUUUGAUAUCGGUACAAAUUUUCGUUAUUUGUAUACGUUGGAUAUCGCACGUGUAAAAGCGAUGGGUAUGAAAGCGUUCUCAUUUAGUAUCAGUUGGUCAAGGGUUAUGCCAAUGGGAUAUGGUGAAGUGAACAUGAAAGGGUUGCAAUUUUACAUUGAUUUAGUGCAAGAAAUCCGUCGUCAAGGUUUAGAGCCGAUUGCAACUUUGUUUCACUGGGAUCUUCCGUUACAGCUCGAAUUGCAUUAUGGUGGCUUUCGUGAUGAACAAAUCAUAGAAGAUUUCACGGUGUAUGCUGAAACGAUGUUCAAAGCUCUUGGUAAACAUGUUAACAAGUGGAUCACGUUUAACGAACCACAAUCAUUCUGCAUUGCACGUUAUCCGAUCAUCAGUCCACACGUUCAUGGAAAUGAAACUUCAACGGGUGCUUUACCAUGGCAAUGUGCGGGACACAUUCUGAAGGCUCAUGGAAGGACAUAUGAAAUGUUUACAACAUUGAAAGAAAAAGGAGCUUAUCUCAAUAAACAAUCUGCUAUGCUGUCAUACAAGAGUGCAGGAGGUCAUAGUGUCUUAUAUCGUGAUGGCAAUAAAGAUGAUCAAAAAGCUCGUGAACGUGUUCAAGAUUUUUAUUUCGGCUUAUUUGCUGAACCAAUUUAUCUUACCGGUCAAUAUCCCGGCACUGUACGAGAUGAAAUUCCAAAAGGAUGGUUACCUGAAAUUGAAGAUGAAGAUCGAAAAAGGAUUAAAGGUUCAGCAGAUUUCAUGGCAACAGAUUUCUUUUCUUCACGUAUAACAAAAUCAACGGAACGUGAAGGUGGUUUUGAGAAAUGUGUCGGUAAUAUAAAACAUGUUGCUUGGCCUGAUUGUACAGAUUUUACCGAUACACUUUCUGAUGGAACAUUGAUCGGAGAAAGGUCAGACCCUUCAACAGAGAAUUGGUUGAUGAAUACUGCCGGACAAUUACGUGAGCAUCUCCGCUGGUUAGCCGAACGUUAUCCAACAAAAGGUGGAAUUUAUAUCACGGAAAUCGGAUGGGCAGAACGCGGAGAACAUGACAAGAAAACGCUUGCAGAUAUUCGACAUGACGAUGGCCGUCAACGAUAUUUACGUGAUCAUUUAGCAGAAAUGCUGUGGGCAAUCUAUAAAGAUGGAACCGCAGUUAAAGGUGUUUUGUUCUGGUCAGCAACAAGUGCUGUCGAAUGGGAACAAGGUAGAACACCAAAGUUUGGCUUGCAAUCUAUUGAUUAUUCCACUCCUGAGUUGACUAGAACAUAUUUAGGCAGCUUUUUCUUCCUCAAACACUUUUUCGAGCAUCAU
Molecule: messenger RNA, 1461 nt
Organism: Meira miltonrushii
Lineage: Eukaryota; Fungi; Basidiomycota; Exobasidiomycetes; Exobasidiales; Brachybasidiaceae
Product: glycoside hydrolase
Exons: 1
Biological process (GO): carbohydrate metabolic process
Molecular function (GO): beta-glucosidase activity
Source: RefSeq, a predicted model, not a curated record